Molecule: messenger RNA, 651 nt
Organism: Peronospora matthiolae
Lineage: Eukaryota; Oomycota; Peronosporomycetes; Peronosporales; Peronosporaceae
Source: the annotation of a GenBank genome assembly
AUGUACGAAGGGAUUGACAACCUGAAAUCCCUUUACGACCGUGCCGGGAAGACUUUCUCCGGCGGUCCUUCUGCGGCACAGGAUGUGUCGCGUCGUACUGCUCGACCAGACCCAGUACGUCAACCAUCAAUUGGGAGCGGGGCUCCCAAGAAUCCCAGGACGGGGGAUAGCCGCGCCACCGGACGAGGUAACUCGUCCGACGUCCGUUCACGUCGCGGUGGUUCAACAGAUGCUCUACUAGAUAGCGCUGGCCACCGCGAGAGUCCUCUAAUGGAGGUGGAGGAGGAGGAAAGACGCUCUCCACACGAUCAUGUGGAUCGGUGUGUUCCCGAGAGCUUCUUUGAUCGCGUAACGCAAGGGUUACGCGACGAUCUCGAGCAUGAGCGGAAUAGGCGUCUCCAGAUGGUGGACACUGCCUCGAAGCAUCGAGCUGAGUUUGCCUUUGCUCAGCUUGAGAACGAGAGAUCUCUGACAUCUCUUCGUGACGAGCUAAGGGUAGCUCGUGGGAUUGUUGAUCGGUCUCGGGCUGAGAUAACUGCUCUUCAGACCCUUGUUGAUGCCCACCAUCGGGAGCACAAGGCUCUCUGCGAGAUGCUUGAGCGCAAGGGCGUUCUUCAUCGGAAGAAGCAGCGUACUGAUGGUACGGCUUAA